This is a messenger RNA of Ailuropoda melanoleuca (giant panda), 2165 nucleotides long. RefSeq names its product little elongation complex subunit 2-like. Lineage: Eukaryota; Metazoa; Chordata; Mammalia; Carnivora; Ursidae. The transcript has 2 exons. Gene Ontology annotation, biological process: snRNA transcription by RNA polymerase III; positive regulation of transcription by RNA polymerase III; snRNA transcription by RNA polymerase II. The record is from RefSeq and is a predicted model, not a curated record. Gene Ontology annotation, cellular component: transcription elongation factor complex. The coding region runs from base 172 to 1362 and encodes 396 amino acids.
UAGUUGCUAGUAGUUUAUCAUUAUCUUAAGCAAGAACCUUUCAAAGCCAUUAGGUGUUUCUUUCUGCUUUUAAAGAGCAUGGACUAUCUUUGUGAGGGGUAGGGGCAUUAAAAGAUAGGUGAGGUGUGUCCUGGAAUACCUGCUAACAGUUUACCAAUAUAUUUUCUUAAGAUGUCUUAUGAAGUUAAUGAGUGCCGAAAAAUUGAGACCCUUGAAAAUUUGGACCUGGAUUUUGAUGGUGAUGUCACAGAACUUGAAACUUUUGGAGUAAACACCACCAAACCGUCAAAGUCACCAAGUCCAGUAAGCACUUCCACAGCACCCAACACAACAGAUAUUCCCACGGCUCCCAGCACAGCAACCACAUCUGUGGUACCAACCGCACCAGACAUUUCUGCUCAUUCCAGAAGUUUAUCUCAGAUUCUGAUGGAACAGUUGCAAAAGGAGAAACAGCUGGUGACUGGCAUGGAUGGUGGCCCUGAAGAGUGCAAAAAUAAUGAUCAGGGAUUUGUACCAUGUGGUGAAAGGGCAUCAAAUUCUGACAAGUUUUUGGGGCAGGAUAAUGACUUGAAAACAUCUGAUUCCUUACAGUUAGAAAGUUCUACAGAAAUUGAAACCUCUCCUAAAAAUGAUUUGGCUACUGAUAUGGUAUAUGCCCCUGAAAAACGAAAUGUUCUAGAGAACUCAGACAGUUCAAAGGAAAAGGCUGUUACCUCAGAAGCAGUAAGAAGUGAAGAUGUAAUUCUUUGCAAUAGUGAUACAGAUGAAGACUGUUUAAUCAUUGAUACAGAGUGUCAAAAUAAUAGUAAUGGAAAGACAACCGAUAUGAAUUCUAAUUUAAGUUCUAAACCAGCUAGCCCCAAUUCUUCUUCAGCACAGCCUUCUGUAGGAAACCAGACUAAUGCUACUUGUAGUCCUGAGGAGUCAUGUGUUUUAAAAAAACCUAUCAAACGGGUAUAUAAAAAAUUUGAUCCAGUUGGAGAAAUUUUAAAAAUGCAGGAUGAACUCCUAAAGCCAAUUUCCAGAAAAAUACCGGAAUUGCCCUUAAUGAAUUUGGAAAAUUCUAAACAGCCUCCUGCUUUGGAGCAAUCCUCUGCUCCUUCAGAUGCCUCUAGUUGGCCAAAAUCUGUAUGGCCUUCUGCGUUUCAGAAGCCAAAAGGACGAUUGCCGUAUGAACUACAGGACUAUGUUGAAGAUACAUCAGAAUAUGUAGCUCCCCAGGAAGGAAAUUUUGUUUACAAGUUAUUUAGCCUGCAAGACCUGUUGUUACUUGUGCGAUGCAGUGUCCAGAGGAUAGAGACCAGACCACGUUCUAAAAAGCGGAAGAAAAUCAGAAGAGUAAGUUGUUACUUGGGGAAUUAGGAUGUGGUAGUAUAAGUAGAUAAUCAGCAGAUAUUUAGCAUGCCAUUGUUAUGAAGUUUAAUUUUAAAUUGUUGAUCACUAUUGGAAUUUUUCCAGGUUGAGCUGGGGCUUUUUGUUUGUUGUUUUUGUUUUUUUAGUAAAAUACUGAAAACACUUUUAAUAAGGGGAAGUGGAAAGUGUUAAAUAUAAAAUUCUUGAAUGCCCGUAACAUUCUUACAUGGAAUUUAUAAACUUAAUGAAAAAUGGCACCAUCGUAGAUUUGACCUGGACUGGCACAUAUAUUCCUGGUUUCUGUAAAUUUGGAAGUCCACUGUGACAUAUUAGUCCCUUUUUUUCUUUCUUUGGGGAUCUUCUUUGUUCAUUGUAGAAAGUCCAGGUUUUCAAAAGUGGGCUUUCACACUAAUUUGAAGUCUUCCCAGAAUUGUUAGAAGACCAGAUUUUUUCCUUUCUUUUUCCCCUGUUCUUUUUUGGGGGGGUGGGGAUUGAUAUAAAAAAUUUUUUUCAGUUAAAAAGUUCUUGUUACAGUUUGAGUAAUUGGUUCUUUAAACAGUUUUCCGUAUUUGAUGUUUGAAGUUCUCAUUCAGAUUAGUUUGAUUUUUGUGUGUGUGACCACUGAAUUCUGGUAAAUAAAGAGGAGCCUCUAUAUUAUAACUGAUUAUAGUGAUGUCUUUCCUUUCGCUUUUACUUAAGAUAAUUUUUUCUGUUGUGUACAUUUGUCAUUGUGUAUUUAUUUAUAUUUAUAUUUUUAUAUUAUUAUUUUUUUAAAUUUUGGUGUCUCUUUGCUCCCUAACCUACUACCAGAU